Molecule: messenger RNA, 1772 nt
Organism: Homarus americanus (American lobster)
Lineage: Eukaryota; Metazoa; Arthropoda; Malacostraca; Decapoda; Nephropidae
Gene: CHOp24
Product: transmembrane emp24 domain-containing protein 2-like
Exons: 7
Coding region: 51-797 (248 amino acids)
Biological process (GO): endoplasmic reticulum to Golgi vesicle-mediated transport; intracellular protein transport; Golgi organization
Cellular component (GO): endoplasmic reticulum; COPII-coated ER to Golgi transport vesicle; endoplasmic reticulum-Golgi intermediate compartment
Source: RefSeq, a predicted model, not a curated record
AGGUAGAGAGACGUGUCAGCUCCAGACUUUCCCCUAACAUCAACACCAUCAUGACUCUAAGACAGUUGUUCACCUUUUUGGGUAUAUUUUCACUCCUUAGCGUCGCAGAAAGUUAUUUUGUGACUGUAGAUGCCCAUGCGGAAGAAUGUUUCUUUGAGAAGGUUACAACCGGCACGAAACUUGGAUUGGCUUUUGAGGUUGCAGAAGGUGGCUUUCUUGAUAUAGACAUCAAGAUCUACAGCCCCGAUGGGAAGAUCGUUCACGAGGGCGAACGCGAAUCCAAUGGCCGGUACACGUUCCCCGCCAGUAUGGAUGGUGUCUACACGUACUGCUUCUCUAACAAAAUGUCAACCAUGACCCCCAAGAUUGUUAUGUUUUCCAUGGAUGUUGGUGAGGGAAUCAAACCUGGCCAUGAGGCUGCAAACGGAGAGGAAGGCUGGUACGCGCAGAACCUCCCUCACACAGGGUGGGACAUGCAGAAUUUCUCCCAAACAGGUGGACCCAUGCAGAAUUCUCCUACGCCAGGUUGGGCCUUGCAGCAACCCCCGAUAUCAGGAGAGGCCGCUGGCGGCAACAAAAUGGAAGACAUGAUCCGUGAGUUGUCAGCUGCACUGUCUGGAGUCAAACACGAACAGGAUUACAUGGAGGUGCGCGAGCGCAUUCACCGCUCCAUCAACGACAACACCAAUUCUCGGGUGGUAUUGUGGUCCGUGUUUGAGGCACUAGUACUAGUAGCCAUGACAAUUGGACAAGUUUAUUACCUCAAACAGUUCUUUGAGGUUCGAAGGGUUGUUUAGAUCUGACGGGUGACACCUUCUCCCCUCUAAAAAAAAAACUAUAAAUUGUAACUUAAGAAAAAUGUUAAUUUGUAACAUUGCUCAUGUUAAGUCAUCAAUCAAUGGUUUUCCCUAGAAAUUCAUUCCAUUUGAAAUUUGCCCAACAGGUUUAAUAUUUCAUAAAUUAUUGAGGAUACAUCAUAAAAGGGACAGUUUUCUAGACAUUGGGGUUCAUACACAGAGUAUUACUAACAGGCUUCAUAUACUAUACAGUACUGCCACCAUAGGAAUAUAAAUAUGUUCUCAUUAUUUACUAAAUAUAUUUUUAUUUACGAGACUGCUACUUCAAAAUCACGAACAGUUUAAAAUCCCGGGUCAGCUUACGCUGAUUUCCUUUUACGUACUUUUUCAAAAUCGGGAACAAUGGAAAGUCAGCUUAUAGUGAUUUCCUAAGUCUGUACCUUUUGAACUAAUGAACAAUAGGUACCCUGUAAUGAUUUCUCUCACGUUUUUAACACUCAAGCCAGUUAAUACAAUGAAAUCCAGUGAUGAAUUUGUUAACACUCCUUAAUAAGUGCAGUUUUCCCUGUGUGUUUCUUUGCUUUGCGUUAAAACAUUCAAGUGGAUGAAAGUUCAAAUUUCGUUUUUUUGUUUUUUGUGUUGCUGUGUCAAGGUGAUGUUAAGAGUGAAAGUGUGUGAUAGUUAUUAGCUGUUUUUCUUCUCUGGAUGGUAAGAUAAUGUGACAGUGGGAUAACAGUAACAUGACACUGACCCAGCUGGGUAGUUACUAUGUAAUAUUUUUGUCUUUAAUUCAUUUAAUGUCUUUGAGGAUAUCAAUAACUCCACUAUCUAAAAUUAUUUAAUAUCUUGUUCUUAAACCUUUCUUUAAUGAUGUUGUGGAGAAUUAUUGUGCUUUAUAUGUUUUUAAACUGUGACAUGGAUGUAAAUUUUAUGCGUGUUCUUCAUUUGAAGCUAAUAAAGUUUAUAUGAUUCAAA